UUGGCUUUGGCGUAUCGUCAUCCGGAGUUUGUGUUUACGAAGCGCAAAUUUUCGUUUUACCCCGAACGGGAUCCGUUUACGAGCGUAUACUCGCGUGUUUACGACUACUACUAUGAGGGAUAUCCUUGCGCGCUCUCGUCCGCGGAAGUCUGUGUGCAUAAGACCGAAAAGAAAAUUUUCCCGUUGAAAGUGUCCGUGCGAGAGGUGGGAAGAAUUUCCCGAUGUUUCUCGUCCGCUUGGUUAUUUAUGAUGCAUGGUCGUGGCUUCACCGUAUCGGUAGUUCUGCUGUUGUCCAUUCUCGAAGCAUCCACCAAGGCGAGACCGCAAAAGAGCACCUGCAUCUUCUUGGAUGACCGAAUCACGUGCAAAAAACAUCUACCCAGCCUGGAAUACCCGGUGAAUAUAACAAACUUAGAAUUACGAGACAUCGAUUGGUUGGAGUUGGACCUAAGCAAUCUGGUUGCUAAAUUUCCAUAUGUCAAAAACGUGACUGUGAUACAUGGUAGGAAUAUAACCAAACUAGUACCGCCGCCCAUCGAGAAUAAUAUACAGAUUUUAAUUCUCAACAAUCUAAGACUCAAAAGAAUAAGAAAAGAAUUCUUCAUAAACUUAACCAAACUGGAGGAGCUCAGUCUCAAAUACAACAAUCUGAAGAAUUUGCCCAAGCAAAUACAUCUCCCAGCAAUCAAAAAAAUAUAUUUGUCAGGCAACAAAUGGAACUGUUCGAUGAAUCUGGAUUGGGUUCUGGAACUCAACGAAACUGUAGUCCAAGAUCUGAGAAAUCUCACAUGUCACGAAGAACCUCAUCCAGGAAAAUCACUCCUAGAGGUGGCGGAAUUUAUGAGGGAUAUAGAAGAUGAAUGUCCGCAGAAAUGUUCGUGUUCUAUGCCCAAAGUAGUCAUAGAGCCCGAGACGGAAAUUUUAGAACCCAUCAUUUCCGUGGAUUGCUCCUACAGGGGAUUUACCGUGUUCCCGGAAACCUUACCAUCGAAAACGAAAACUCUUUAUCUUCAAGGAAAUGAAAUAAGCAAUGUUUUGCCGCUUCGCACGAACCCAUUGUACGAGAAUGUUCUCGAUAUGUUUUUGGAUUAUAACAAAAUUUCCUCGAUCGAAGAACUGGAAGGUUCGGCUUGGUUGACCCAUUUCAGGGUUUUAUCUUUGAGAGGAAAUAAACUUUCACAGAUACCAACUUACGCAAUCGAUAACGCCCUUCAGCAGAACUCGAACAUGCCGAACGCCGUUCGAUUACGCUUAGGAGGUAACCCGUGGAGGUGCGACUGUCCAUUUACCCCUGUUUUUCAAGAAAUGUUACAAAAAUUCGCCCAUCAAAUAAAUGACAUAAUGGAAAUCAAAUGUUCCUACGUGGAGGGAGAUGAAAAUUCUAUGGUUCCAAUUGUUGGUCUCUCUCGAAGUUCUCUGUGUCGAUUUCCUUCAGAAUACAGCGUUCAAGCCUUGGAUCUCAUAAAUGUGAUUUUAGUGUUCCUUAUAAUUAGUGUUUUGACCAAAUUGGCUUAUGAUUAUUAUCACUUCAAGAGAACCGGUCGUGUACCUUGGAUAGUAACCAAAAUGCCAUAAAACUUUCCUUUGUAAUGAUUGAUAAUAAAAAAAAUUACGCUUA
This is a messenger RNA of Coccinella septempunctata (seven-spotted ladybird), 1618 nucleotides long. It is a transcript of the gene swi2, whose product is annotated as protein singed wings 2. Gene Ontology annotation, molecular function: protein binding. The coding region runs from base 247 to 1575 and encodes 442 amino acids. The record is from RefSeq and is a predicted model, not a curated record. The transcript is spliced from 7 exons. NCBI's taxonomy places the organism in Eukaryota, Metazoa, Arthropoda, Insecta, Coleoptera, Coccinellidae.